UUUAGACUUGACGUCCAAGUGGAGAUAGAACCAAGCGAACUUUGAACUACUCUGUCUUACUAGUCUUCCCUUCUGUAUGACUGCCUAAUGUUUGCUUUAGUUGUCAUUAGUUACAUUCAGAUUGGUCUAUGGUCAAUUGACAGUCACGAGGGAGUUCUCCGGGAGUUUCGCCACACUUUUUUUUCUUGCCCUACUGCCAGCAAAGAACAGCUGUUUAAAUGCAGUGAAGGUCAAAUCUGGGCAGCAACAAUAGCAAUCCACAGAAAAACUUUUGUGGCUUGAGCUUCCUGUAAUAGUGGUUCCUGGGCUGUGACAGGCAAAAGUUAAAAUUCUGUUACUUUUGUCAUAGAAACAGAUGAUAAAAUGGAUACAGCUGUUUGGAAAAAGAGAUUGAUUCGCCUGAUGGAGGACAAUCGCGGUCUCAUUGUUCUCUUGUUCUGCUUACCUGCUUCCUUCGUUUUCGAUGUCGCUCUUCAGUUACGUAACUGGUUCUAUCGUACCGUUUUGUCAGCUCCUCAACGUCAUGACGAACGUGUUCGCCAGAUUCAGUCUAAGGUGCGCCAUUGCAACGAUCUUCCCGAUUCAGAAAAGAAGAAAAUGUGCACUGCCCGGCCAAAUUGGCUAAGCUUAUCUACAACAUUCUUCAGAAAAGAUCUUUGUCACAAAAUCCCUAUUCCGUUGUACGACAUUCUUGAACUAAAUGAGGAAGCAAUGACCGUGCGCGUUGAGCCCAUGGUAACUGUUGGUGACAUUACACGUUACCUAAUACCCAAAGGUUAUACAUUGGCGGUGACUUUGGAAAUUGCUGAUGCUACCCUUGGAGGACUAGCAUUUGGCGUUGGCAUGACCACGUACUCACACAAGGUUGGAUUAUACCAAGAGACUAUUGCUGCAUAUGAUGUUGUGUUGGGAGAUGGUAGCUUAGUCCGAGUGACUAAAGACAACGAAUACUCGGAUCUAUUCCACUGCCUUCCGUGGUCGCACGGCACGCUAGGAUUUCUUGUUGCCCUAGAAGUCCAAAUCAUUCCAGUGAAACCUUAUGUAAAAAUGGAGUACAUUCCAAUCAAGGGACAAAAAGAGUAUUGUGACAAAAUACGUGAAUUAUCGGGAGCAAUGGAUAAAGACAAGCAAACACCCGAUUUUGUGGAGGCAACCAUUUUCAGCAAAAAUGAAGCGGUUAUUAUGGUCGGUAACUUCGCGAACGUUAAAAAUGCACAAGAGGAAGCACAGAUUAAUCACGUUGCUCGUUGGUAUAAACCGUGGUUUUACAAACACGUUGAAAGCUUCCUCAAUAAGCCUCCAACCCAAGAAUUUAUUCCACUACGCGAGUAUCUGUUACGGCACAAUCGCGCCAUUUUCUGGGUAGUCGAAUCUAUGAUUCCUUUUGGUAACAAUCCCGUUUUCAGAUUCUUGUUCGGAUGGCUAUUGCCUCCCAAACCUGCGUUCCUGAAAUUCACUACAACACCGGGCAUUCGUGCAAUGACUUUUACCAAGCAGGUUUUUCAAGACAUCGUCCUACCAAUUAACGUACUGGAAAAACAAAUUGAUGUUUCUGAAGAAAUUUUCGACGCUUAUCCUAUUUUAGUAUACCCUUGCAGAAUAUAUGAUCACGGGCCCCAUACUGGCCAACUACGUCCUCCUCGACCUGAUCAAAUGUGUCCUGGUACUAACUGGGGUAUGUUUAAUGACCUUGGCGUCUAUGGAGUGCCAGGGCCGGUGAAGCGUAAGCAACGUUUCGAUGCUGUCGCUGCCAUGCGCAAAAUGGAAAAAUUUACCCGUGACGUAGGAGGAUAUCCGUUCCUGUACGCCGAUAUCUUUAUGGACCGAAAGGAAUUUGAAGAGAUGUUUGAUCUCGCAGCUUAUGAAAGAGUUCGUACUAAGUAUCAUGCCAACGGUGCGUUCCCUCACCUUUACGACAAGGUUAAACCGGAGAUAGACGUCAUCAAAGUUGGCAAAGAGUAUAUGGAUCCUUUGUAGGAAAUACUGUAACUUGAUUUCGCCGUGCUUAAUUAAUAAACAAAUAGGCUGGA
Messenger RNA from Daphnia carinata, 2030 nucleotides. RefSeq names its product delta(24)-sterol reductase-like. Gene Ontology annotation, biological process: steroid metabolic process. The record is from RefSeq and is a predicted model, not a curated record. The coding region runs from base 364 to 1977 and encodes 537 amino acids. Gene Ontology annotation, molecular function: Delta24(24-1) sterol reductase activity; FAD binding. Lineage: Eukaryota; Metazoa; Arthropoda; Branchiopoda; Diplostraca; Daphniidae. Gene Ontology annotation, cellular component: membrane; cytoplasm. The transcript has 16 exons.